AUGGACAACAACAGCAGUCUAGAUUAUCAGAACAUCUUUCAUUGGGCCGAGACCCAGAAAGACGGUACCAUACCCUCGUUUGCGGUUCGGAAAAAUGACAAGUACGAGUACCAACCAGGCUUUAACAACCAUUUCGAAUCUGAAGCUAUUCCUGGAACCAUACCAAGAGGUCAAAACAGCCCACGAUGUGUUCGAUUCGGGCUGUACGCAGAACAAAUGACAGCCUCCGCGUUCGUGGCACCUCGUCAUAUGAAUAAGAAGUCGUGGCUCUAUAGGGUGCGACCGGCAGUUGCACAUCAAGGAUUUACUGAGAUGCCCGACAACAAGGACACUGAAGCAAACUUUCUACCGCUCAACCCGCGUGUGCACGUUUCCCCUCAACAAGUUGCUUGGCUUCCAUUCGACAUUCCCAGCGGCCAAGAUACAGAUUUCAUUACAGGUCUAAAGACAAUCGCCGGCUCAGGAGACCCCACCCUUCGCGAAGGUCUAGCCACACACAUUUAUACUGCCAACAAGAAUAUGGGGAAAAGAGCAUUCGUCAAUUCAGAUGGUGAUUUCUGCAUUGUUCCACAACAGGGCGCAUUGGAUAUUCAGACAGAAUUCGGUCCUUUGCUAGUCCAGCCAGGAGAGAUUGUGGUAAUACAACGAGGGCAACGAUUUCGAGUCGACCUGCCAGAUGGACCUUCUAGAGGAUAUAUCCUUGAGAUCUGGGGUGCCAAUUUUGAACUCCCCGAGCUUGGGCCUCUCGGUGCCAACGGCCUUGCCAACGCUCGGGAUUUCUUACAUCCAUGUGCGAAAUACGAAGUCAAGCAAGAAGAGUGGGAUAUCGUAUACAAGCUUGGUGGAAAGUUUUUCAGUAGUAGGCAAAACCACUCGCCCUUCGAUGUAGUUGCUUGGCAUGGAAACUACGUCCCUUACAAAUAUGACUUGACUAAAUUCGUCAACGUUGGUUCGAUUUCCGUGGACCACAUCGACCCCUCCGUUUUCUGCGUAUUGACUGCAAGGUCUCGUGAUCCGACAGCUCCCCUGGCUGACAUUCUCAUAUUCUCUCCUCGUUGGGAUGUAGCGUCCCACACAUACCGGCCCCCAUACUAUCACCGGAACGUCGCUUCUGAGCUUAUGGGACUUAUAUACGGUGAUUAUGGUGGGCGUUCAGAUGAUUUCCAGCCCGGUGGUGUCUCGUUUGAGUGCGGUAUGGUACCUCACGGUGUCGCAUAUGAGGAGUUUAAAGCUGCGUCAGAAGAUGUACCUCCUGAAAUGCAAAUAUCGAAGGGGGCAAUUGCAUUCAUGUUUGAGUCCGCUAUGCCCUUUACCAUUACGGAUUGGGCUUGGAAUAGUGACAAAAAGCACGAACACGACCCCAAAAUGUGGGACAACCUGGUGGACAACUUCUCAAAGCAUGCAAAGGAGGUUGAAGCAAUUAUGAAUGGAGUAAAUAAGCUUUAG
Molecule: messenger RNA, 1446 nt
Organism: Venustampulla echinocandica
Lineage: Eukaryota; Fungi; Ascomycota; Leotiomycetes; Helotiales; Pleuroascaceae
Exons: 5
Coding region: 1-1446 (481 amino acids)
Biological process (GO): L-phenylalanine catabolic process
Cellular component (GO): cytoplasm
Molecular function (GO): homogentisate 1,2-dioxygenase activity
Source: RefSeq, a predicted model, not a curated record